Molecule: messenger RNA, 1416 nt
Organism: Arxiozyma heterogenica
Lineage: Eukaryota; Fungi; Ascomycota; Saccharomycetes; Saccharomycetales; Saccharomycetaceae
Gene: HOG1
Product: mitogen-activated protein kinase HOG1
Exons: 1
Coding region: 1-1416 (471 amino acids)
Biological process (GO): protein phosphorylation; cellular response to oxidative stress; osmosensory signaling pathway
Cellular component (GO): cytoplasm; nucleus
Molecular function (GO): ATP binding; MAP kinase activity
Source: RefSeq, a predicted model, not a curated record
AUGUCUGCUAACGAGGAAUUUGUAAGAACACAGAUUUUCGGUACUGUUUUCGAGAUUACCAACAGAUAUAUAGAUUUAAAUCCAGUAGGUAUGGGUGCCUUUGGGUUGGUUUGUUCCGCAACUGACACUCUUACAAACCAACCUGUGGCCAUUAAAAAAAUUAUGAAACCCUUUUCAACAGCAGUGCUAGCUAAAAGAACUUAUAGAGAACUCAAACUGUUAAAACAUUUAAGACACGAAAACUUGAUUUGUUUACAAGACAUCUUUUUGUCCCCCUUGGAAGAUAUCUAUUUUGUUACAGAACUACAAGGCACAGACUUGCAUCAAUUGCUACAAACAAGACCAUUGGAAAAACAAUUUGUACAAUACUUCUUAUACCAAAUCUUAAGGGGCUUGAAAUAUGUUCAUUCUGCAGGUGUCAUCCAUAGAGAUCUAAAACCCUCAAAUAUCCUCAUUAAUGAAAAUUGCGAUCUAAAGAUCUGUGAUUUUGGUCUGGCAAGAAUCCAAGAUCCACAAAUGACAGGCUAUGUGUCCACGAGAUAUUAUAGAGCUCCAGAAAUCAUGUUGACUUGGCAAAAAUAUGACACUGAAGUAGAUAUCUGGUCGGCUGGUUGCAUCUUCUCAGAAAUGAUCGAGGGAAAACCGUUAUUCCCAGGCAAAGACCAUGUUCAUCAGUUCUCUAUUAUAACAGACUUACUAGGUUCUCCACCAGAGGAUGUCAUUAAUACAAUAUGUUCCGAAAAUACUUUGAAGUUCGUCACAUCUCUACCACAUCGUGAUCCAGUACCUUUCAGUGAAAGAUUCAAAAAUGUAGAACCAGAUGCCGUGGAUUUAUUGUCUUUGAUGCUAGUAUUCGACCCAAGGAAAAGAAUAACUGCAGCUCAAGCUUUGGCACAUCCUUAUUUGGCACCGUACCAUGAUCCAACAGAUGAACCAGUGGCUGAAGCUAAAUUUGAUUGGCAUUUCAACGACGCAGAUUUGCCAGUAGAAACCUGGAGAAUAAUGAUGUAUUCAGAAAUUUUGGAUUUCCAUAAAAUAGACGGUACUGAUGGUCAGAUUGAUACAAAUGCAACAUUCGAUGACCAAGUGAUUGCUGCAACUGCUGCUGCUGCUGAAGCACAAGCACAAGCAAGAGCACAAUUACAAGACUAUGUAAAUAAUAACAACAAUAAUAAUAAUAACAAUAAUAAUAAUAGCAACAACAAUAAUAGCAAUAACAAUAAUGGUGUUAAUGUUAAUGAUAAUACAAAUGUAGUAAGUGCUAAUAAUAAUGGUAGUGGGAAUGGUAAUAGUAAUAGUAAUAGUAAUAAUGCUUACAAUAAUCUGGUCCCACAGAACAAUAACAAUAGUACUGAUAAUACAAUACUAUCUAACUAUGCUGAUCAAGCGACACAUUUUGUUAAUGAAUUUCUAUAA